CUUUGAAGCAGAGAAUUGUUAAGCUGUUGAGAAUACUCCGUAAAGAGAACAGGAAGAAUGGAGUUUUAGUUGGGAGAAUUUCUGAAGAUUGAUGCUGCUGAACUGGAUUCUUUGGCUAAACAUUUGAUACAAUUAUAACAGCGACUUCCGGUUACCUUCGGCCCGAAGUCUCCCGGCUCUCCUAACUUGGCCAUCAGCCCAGGAGCUAAAAGCAACAGUAAAAAGAUUUUGGACAUAAAAGGGCUGACCAUGUCGCUCCGUUUUGGACAACAUCUCAUCAAGCCUUCUCUUGUGUUUCUGAAGACAGAGCUGUCUUUUGCACUUGUGAACAGGAAACCUGUGGUCCCAGGCCAUGUUCUCAUUUGCCCUCUCCGCCCUGUGGAGCGUUUUCGCGACUUGCAUCCUGAGGAAGUGGCUGAUUUAUUUCGCACAACACAAGCAGUUGGCAAUGUAGUGGAGCAACAUUUUGGAGGAACUUCGCUCACCAUUUCGGUUCAGGAUGGUCCUGAAGCUGGACAGACUGUGAAGUUGUCUUCUAAAGGUGUGAAAGGGGUGCUGCAUCCUGCAUUUCAGCACGUUCAUAUCCAUGUACUUCCAAGGAAGCCAGGUGAUUUUGACAGAAAUGACAACAUCUACGAUGAGCUUCAGCGUCAUGACAAAGAAGCGGAAGAUUCCCCCAGCAAAUGGAGAACUGAGGAAGAAAUGGCAAUUGAAGCUGCAAUCCUCAAGAAAUAUUUUCAGUGAAUGAAGAGGAGCAACACAAUCUUUUCAAUUAGUUCUGAAGCGGGAGAAGUGGAGAAGAGCCUCUUUUGUUCCCAGCUAAACUAGAAUUGAAAUGAUGGAGGAUGACAACACGUUUAGUAAAGAUACUGGAUAAAACAAAGAAUGUUUUAUCAGUCAGGGUCUUACUUAGGUUAAGAGGCUUCUUAGCUUUGGUUUCAUUAAAGAUAUUUGAAUUUGGGAUGUGUGUAUGAAUAAAUAUUCCUGAGUUGUAACAUCUCAAACCGAAAGUAAACACUAAAAUUUUAGAUAAUAAAUUCGUUGUGAAAAUA
Messenger RNA from Pantherophis guttatus, 1052 nucleotides. It is a transcript of the gene FHIT, whose product is annotated as fragile histidine triad diadenosine triphosphatase. Gene Ontology annotation, molecular function: ubiquitin protein ligase binding; bis(5'-adenosyl)-triphosphatase activity. Lineage: Eukaryota; Metazoa; Chordata; Lepidosauria; Squamata; Colubridae. Gene Ontology annotation, cellular component: nucleus; cytoplasm; plasma membrane. Gene Ontology annotation, biological process: intrinsic apoptotic signaling pathway by p53 class mediator; diadenosine triphosphate catabolic process; negative regulation of proteasomal ubiquitin-dependent protein catabolic process. The record is from RefSeq and is a predicted model, not a curated record.